Penicillium alfredii is the source of this 1584-nucleotide messenger RNA. Its product is annotated as putative FAD binding monooxygenase. The transcript has a single exon. Gene Ontology annotation, molecular function: FAD binding. The coding region runs from base 1 to 1584 and encodes 527 amino acids. The record is from RefSeq and is a predicted model, not a curated record. Lineage: Eukaryota; Fungi; Ascomycota; Eurotiomycetes; Eurotiales; Aspergillaceae.
AUGCCUGAGACAGACGUCCUGAUCAUCGGCGCAGGACCGACUGGUCUCGUCCUUGCUCUUUGGCUCCACCGACAAGGUAUCAAUGUCCACAUUGUUGACCAAGCAGAAGCGGCUGCGAAAAACUCGCGGGCCCUUGUCGUCCAUGCGCGCAUCGUCGAACUAUAUCAGCAACUCGGCCUGACAGAUGAUCUAUUGGCAGUCGGUCACCAGCUUCCGGCGACCAAUAUCUGGGUCGGUGGUCACCACCGGGCGCAUAUCCCUCUGCAGGAAUUCGGCCAGAAGUUGACACCAUACCCGUUCAUGUUGACAUUACCACAAGAUGAACAUGAGCGACUGCUGGAAAGACGACUGAAGGCUCUCGGAGUGACUGUAGAACGACGCACGCGGCUGCUGAAUUUUGUGGACCACGGAUCGAAUAUCACGGCUACUCUUCUCUGCGAUACCGAUGAAAGCGAGAUGACCUACAACGCCGCAUACAUCGUGGGAUGUGAUGGGGCUCAUUCGGCCGUGCGUCAUGGAAUCGGCACAAAGUACGAGGGAGAUGCCUAUAAACCGUUUUUUUACAUCGCCGACAUCGAAGGGGAUGGUGACAGCCCGUUCUUCAACGGCGAAGCCCAUGUCACUCUCACCAAUGAAAGUUUCUACCUGGUCAUUCCAUAUGCCCAAAGAAGACACGCCCGGCUCGUUGGGGUUACCCUGGCCGAUGAUAAUGCCACUUAUGACCCCGAUCAUACCCUGUCAGAGCACCAUCCGCAGAUUACUUUUGACGACAUCCUGCCACAGGUCAAGAAGGCCUUAAACAUCAAAAUCGAAAAACUGAAUUGGUUUUCGACAUAUCGGAGCCAUCACAGAGUGGCCGAGAAAUUCAGAGAUAACCGCGCAUUUAUUGUCGGAGACGCUGCUCAUAUCCACAGUCCUGUGGGCGGUCAGGGCAUGAACACCGGUAUAAUGGAUGCCAUCAACCUGGCAUGGAAGCUUGCCACCGUAAUAAAACAAACCGAAAUGACCGAGGACGCCAAAAGCCAACUACUGGAGUCCUACGAAACAGAACGGCGUGCCUUCGCAAUGAAAAUUGUUUCGUCGACGGACACGGGCUUCACGACGUUUACUGCAAAGGGCAUUUUCCCGCAUAUUUUGCGGACCUGGAUUAUUCCAUAUCUUGCACCGGUUGUCACUUGGUUUAGCCAUACAAGGACAGAGAUGUUUCGUGCCGGAUCCCAGCUCAUCUGCACCUAUCGGGGUAGUGGUCUCAGCCAGGCAGCCGAAUGCACAGCGGCAGUACAUCCCGGAGAUCGUCUCCCAUGGGCCAAGACUCAACAAGAUGACAACUUUUCAACUUUGUCCGACAUAUGCUGGCAGCUUCAUGUCUAUGGUGACCAGCAGCCGGGCCUUGGGGAAUGGUGCCUGAGAAGGAAUGUCAAGCUCUUUGUCUUCGACUGGGAUGAGCAGCACGCAAAAGCAGGAUUGAAAAAGGAUGUGGUCUAUCUGCUCCGGCCUGAUCACUAUAUUGCUGGCAUUUUUGAGGGGGAUUCUGUUGAGUCUGCGCUGGACGACUACUUUUCUUCUCGAGGGCUGGCAUGCUAG